AUGGGCAUGGGCAUGGGCAUGGGCAUGUUCUCGACGAGUGCACAUGUGAGUGAUGAUGGUGCAGAGGAUGAGGCUUUCAUUGAUGAGGUCGAUGUGCUUAUUGUCGGUGGCGGUCCGGCUGGUCUCUCGGCUGCUAUUCGGGCAAAGCAGGCCUUUGCUGACGCUGGUCAGGACGAUCGGAGAGUCCUGGUGCUGGAGAAGGGCGCCGAGCUUGGUGCGCACAUUCUCUCGGGAAACGUGUUUGAGACUCGUGCUCUGGAUGAGCUUAUUCCGGAUUGGAAGGACAAGGGCGCGCCGCUGGUGACGCCGGCCAAGGAUGACUCGUUUGUCUUCCUCACCUCCGAGUCGUCAGCCAUCACCUCGCCCAUUGUUCCGCCGCAGAUGCACAACGAUGGAAACUACAUUAUCUCGCUCGGCAAACUCGUCCGCUGGCUCGGUGAGCAGGCCGAGGAGCUCGGCGUCGAGGUCUACCCGGGCUACGCUGGCGCCCGUGUGGUGUACAACGACGACGGCUCGGUCCGUGGCGUGGCCACUGGCGACAUGGGCAUUGCCAAGGACGGCUCCAAGAAGCCCGACUUUAUGCCCGGCAUGGAGCUCCACGCGCCCGUCACGCUCUUUGCCGAAGGUGCGCGCGGCUCGAUGUCGCUGAUGGUCAUGGACAAGUUUGGCCUCCGCGACGGCGUCAUGCCGCAGUCGUACGGCCUCGGCAUCAAGGAGCUGUGGCAGGUUCCGGAUGAGAUCUACCAGCCUGGGCUCAUCCAGCACACCAUUGGCUGGCCGCUCGACACUGCCACCUACGGCGGCUCGUUCCUCUACCACCAGGAGGACAACACCGUCGCCGUCGGCUUUGUCAUCGGGCUCGACUACCCGAACCCGUACCUCAACCCGUUCCGCGAAUUCCAGCGGUUCAAGCAUCACCCCGAGGUUGCCAAGCACCUUGCCGGUGGCGAGCGCAUCUCCUACGGCGCUCGUGCCAUCAACGAGGGCGGCCUGCAGGCCAUCCCCAAGCUGGCCUUCCCAGGCGGUGCCCUCAUCGGCUGCUCGGCCGGCUUCCUCAACGUGCCCAAGAUCAAGGGCACCCACACAGCCAUGCAGUCGGGCAUGUACGCUGCCGACGCCGCCGUCUCUGCCCUCAUGGCCGCCGGCGACGAUGCGUCGUCCAUCCUCGCAUCGGACGCCGGGGGCAUCACACUCGACAACUACGUCGAGACCAUCGAGUCAUCGUGGGUCUACGACGAGCUCCGCUCUGUCCGCAACAUCCGCCCAGGCUUCCAGUACGGGUUCUGGCCCGGCAUGGCCAACGCGGCCUUUGAGACCGCUACCUUUGGCAAGGCGCCGUGGACCCUCACCAUGAAGCACGAAGACCACGAGGCACGCGUCACCGCAGACAACCCGGCGGCCAAGGAGAUCGAGUACCCCAAGCCUGACGGCGUUCUCUCGUUUGACCUCCCCUCCUCGGUCUUCCUCGCCAACAACUCGUACGAGGAGGACCAGCCGUCGCACCUCCACGUCCACUCCCAGCAGACCGCUGUCGACGAUCUCAACCGCUUUGCCGGCCAGGCCCACCGGUUCUGUCCCGCUGGCGUCUACACCUUUAUGGAGAACGAGUCCGGCCCCUAUCUCCACACCUCGCCGUCCAACUGCGUCCAGUGCAAGUGCUGCUCCAUCGUCGCUCCGCACUACAUCGAGUGGCGCGUGCCUGAGGGCGCAAACGGUCCGCUCUACUCGUCGAUGUAA
Messenger RNA from Thecamonas trahens ATCC 50062, 1737 nucleotides. Its product is annotated as electron transfer flavoprotein-ubiquinone oxidoreductase. Gene Ontology annotation, biological process: electron transport chain. Gene Ontology annotation, molecular function: electron-transferring-flavoprotein dehydrogenase activity; iron-sulfur cluster binding. The record is from RefSeq and is a predicted model, not a curated record. Gene Ontology annotation, cellular component: mitochondrial inner membrane. The transcript has a single exon. Bases 1 to 1737 code for a protein of 578 amino acids. Lineage: Eukaryota; Apusomonadida; Apusomonadidae.